AUGCCUCUCUUCUACUCCUAUGAUACCUGUGGGGUCGAGACCCCCAAGAUCGACCAGGACCCUGUGGACGGUUGCAAGUGCAUUGGCAUAGACCAUCGGGCUGGAAGCUUUGCCGUCAGCCUGGACGAUGGCCUCGUCCAGUACCCGGCCGAGCUGGGAGGGAGCUGCCAGGCCUGGGAUGCACAUCUGCAUCCUCUCUGUGCGGCCGGUCGUCCGCCGGAGUUUUGCCAGCAGAAGUGGUGCUACGUGGAUCCCUGUAAGUGCACCGUCAAGUCACCUCCCAAGGAGGCCUUGUAUUUCAACGCCACCAUGAGAGGGAAGAGCAUCUACUACUCUUAUGAAGCUUGCGGCUUCAAAGAUGCCUUCACUCCUAGCUUCAGCAAGAUGCUUGGUGUGAAUGCGAAAGACGAGAAGGAGUGUGGGCUGCUGCCCAAAUGUGCUUGGAGUGGAUCCACAUGUCUUGGAAAGGAACUGGUGGUGCCCGAGCUGUGCAGCCUCGAAAAGGCCUAUAAUGGGACGAAGGUGGAGGACCUGCGAAGCUUCUGCGGCUCCGCCGUGCUGUCGUUGGGUUUGGCUGCCGUGGAUGAGAAUGUGCAUGCGGCGUCGGCGGACGGCUUGCACAUGGCCCCCCCCGCCAAUCAGCUGAUUGCUAGAAGCAGCGGAAAAACGCUGACGCGUCGCCCCCCUUUCGAUCCAUCGGCCCGAAUGGUGGGCCCACGGCAGGCAGCUGUUCUUUGUGGACCCAGGUGUUUUCAAGCUUUCUUCGAAGAGGUUGAUGAAGAAGAAGGCCUGAAGCAGGUGAGGGACGGCGAAGGUGCCUACAAGCAGGUCGUCCGAUAUCACCAUGUGGGUGCUGGUCGGGGAGAUUUCGAGCCCGUGACGCCCCAGCCAGCCACACAGACACAGCUCAUGUGGGUGCCCUUGGGCAUCUUGCUGUUGUUCUUCGUCCUCAGCGUGCCUUUGCUCUUCCUUUGGGACGCUUAUCAUCACAAGGGGGAGGACCCACUGACACUUCCAGAUUGCAGCUUCGACCAUCCGCGGGGCUCUCGUGGGGAUGCUUACUGCUGCCACCACUAUGGCCGCUGUCAAGGCCAUUUGAAACCCCUCAGCUGUGUGCUCACCAGACGGUCUCUUUUUGCUGGUCUGGGUGGCACCGCGUUCGAGGAUCCGUAUGGCUAUGGCGGCGAUGGCGAGCACUUUGACUGCGAUGCCGGCUAUGAAGAUUGGCAGAGUGGAUGGUCCCCCGCCAAGACACAGUGGUGUUGCCGAAAAGAAGGACGAGGAUGCAUGCAAUUUCAAUGCGAAGGGGAGGCGCAGCAGUGGAGCCCUGAAGAGAGUGACUGGUGCUGUGCAAAUCGGCAGCAGUGCCAGAGCUCCGACUCAGGGGCCUGUGACACCAUGUGCACCACAAGUAGCGGUGGGAAGAGUAUCACUUCUUCGUGUAUGGAUCGAAUCCGCUGGGCUGAGCGGCAUUUCUAUUCUGGCCAGGAGGAUUCCUGCUCCUUGGCCUACAGCAGAGUUCGAGUGGAUUGCGAUGUGUGCCGCACAUGCUCCAUUGAGGAGGCAGGCUGCGCGCAGCAACCGCAGGUGCCCCGGCUCCUGGACGACUGCGAAGGGACCGCGGUCGACCGCGCUGGCUGGUCAGCUGAGAAGAAGGAGUUCUGCUGUCGUCAAUGGGGCACCUGCGAGCAGAGUGACGCCGAGGACGGGCCGUCCCGCGACCUGCCGGACGGCCCGACUGGCUCGAGGACGCCACUGGCGCAGCUGGCGUGA
Durusdinium trenchii is the source of this 1773-nucleotide messenger RNA. The record is from the annotation of a GenBank genome assembly. Lineage: Eukaryota; Dinophyceae; Suessiales; Symbiodiniaceae.